AUGUCCAUUGCCAGUGUUCAUCCAGAUUUAAGAAAAUUUGGAAGCUUGUUAUCUCAGCGAAAUUCGUCGGUAUUAGAUGGAACUUGUUUGAUUUGUUUGGAAAACUUCGUUCAUCAAUCCCCGUACGACGAAGGAGGCUCUAAAGCGGCGGUUUUGCGGUUGGAAUGCGACCAUUUAAUUCAUCACAACUGCGCCCUCAUGUUAUUGGGUAGAAAUGAUUUCUUGCAAUGUCCGACGUGUAACAACGUGACUGGAAUAAGAACUGGGAAUCAGCCAAUUGGAGCCAGAAUGCAGAUUCUUCUGCGAAAAGAAUCUAUUUAUGGAUUCUCCUGUCCCACGAUUUACAUCUACUACAGCUUUCCGAAUUCAACGUUCGUGCAGGAUGACACGCAUCCGGAGCCAGGUCAUCAGUUUUCGGCGGAUAAUUUCCCACGGGUUGCAUAUUUGCCGUACAACCAUGAAGGAAAAGAGAUCUGCAACCUGUUCCGGAUAGCGUUCGAAAGGAGGUUGAUUUUCACUGUCGGAACGUCAGCCACGACUGGAAGGAAAUCGGUCGUCACAUGGACAGGAAUCCAUCAUAAGACCAGCAUGUAUCCUGGACCUUUUGGAUAUCCAGACCCCGCCUAUUUCGACAAUGUGAAAGGAGAGCUGGCAGCCGUGGGGGUGACACCUGCCGACAUUUGCACGAAGGAAGUGUCGUGUGUUGAUUGUGGAAGAACAAAAGAGAAAAAAAAUACGAUGCCUAAGAAACUUCCGAACCCGUUUCUGAAGAAGACGGAGAAGCCGUCUGCCCCGGAGUAUUCCUCGGGAGGCGUGGGUGUGCCUAAACUCGCCAAGGAAACGACGAUCCCGGCUGUGUCCGAUGCCUACGGGUACGGAGCCGGGAUGCGGCAUCCCGCACCCCACAUGGCCUACAACCAGCCGUACAACAACGCCUAUGCCCAGGCUUAUUAUCAGAACUACUACAGAAUGCCAGCACCUGGUGCUGCAGGUGCUGGGGCUGCUGCAGUGGGAGGACGUGGUAGUGGUGGGCAUUAUCAGCAACACGGGAGGACCAUGUGGAAAAGAAUUCCGAAAAAAAGAGAGAAGAAACCGAAUAUUGCUCAAGUUUUCUUUUUCGAAAUUGAGAAUACACUGGAGCCCCGAGACGCGGACGUGAUGACGAAGCGAGAAAAGCGACGUGCCAAGCGUGAGAUGUCCAAAGCAGCCGUCAACAGUUUGCCGCAAAACCUGAUCCGAAACACGUUGCGGAAAGAACACGCGUAUUCCAGUGACGAAGAAAGCGACGAUUCGUCUGCGUCCUCGUCGUACUCGUCGUCGUCCGUCUCCGACGACGACGAAGCCGCCUCGUCCACGUCCGAAGAGGAGAAGGCGGCGCGGAAAACCGCCACUGUGGAGAUGCUGAGUGCCAAGAAGAAGCAGCAGAAUGCCGUCGGCCCGGCGCCUGUCGUCAACAAGUCGACCAGGAGUAAAAGCAGCAGUAGUUCAUCGUCGUCAUCGUCCUCCGACUCGGAUGACGAGUCGUCGUCGAGUGACUCUGACGACGAGUCCCGCCGCCCUUUCUUCUCGGGCAUCAAGCGCGGGAAGCGGAAGUUGAACGCCGCCGCGCGGGAGCGAGAAAUGAAGCGGUCCCGAACCGGGGAAGAGGAAGACGAAGACCUGUGCAGUGCCAAGGAGCUGAGUGCCUUGUUCAAUACUCCUUUCCACGCGGCCAGGUCCACGAAUGUCGGCGGUGCCAAGGAAGACCUCUACGUUUUACACGCGGAUGCCAAUAGUGACGACCCGGAUGCGUUGAUUGCUGCGGGCAUUUCGAAUCACUGCGUCAACAUUUACCACGCGGAAAGACUCGCCUUGAUUGCCAAGUUGAAGGGACACCAGGAUUCGAUUGCCGGUGUGAAGUUUGCGAACACGAAACCGCAAGUUUUGUUCACUGGUGGCCGAGAAGGAGCAGUUCGGUUAUGGGACUUGCGCACGAAGCCCUACUCUUGUGUUCACACUUAUUUCGCGUCGGAAAUGAAGAGAAAUCCGAGCAGGUUCAAGCACGCGACAACGUUCGACGUGGAUUGCCAGGACAGAAUUGUGUGCUUGGGCACGGAGCAGUUGAUGGGCGACACCUACCUUCUCUUCUGGGACAUACGGGCGUGCAAAUUACUCGGCGGGUAUUGGUACUCGCACGGAGACGACAUCACACAUGUGCAAUUCCACCCGAACGAAGGAGACACGCUAGCAACGACAUCUGUGGACGGUCUCAUCAACAUUUUCGACCUGGAGCGCAGCGCGGAAGAAGAGGCGCUCACUUACGUGCUCAACACUGGAUGCUCUGUGCGGCGCCUGCGUUGGUUUGGCGGCGACUCGGCCUGGUCCACACUGGCCGCCCUCACGCACAACGAAGACGUGGAGUUGUGGGAGCGGUCGGGAGUGGCGCCGUUUGCCCGCUUCUCGCGCGACGACAUCUGCUCGGCCAUGCAACGCCUGUCGGUGGAUCACACGUAUGUGGCGGACGUGCACAAGGCCUACGACGCCGCUGAACUCAUUGUCGUCGCCGGAUCGAAAUCUGCCAAAACGUGCGUAAAGGACGGGGAACUGAGGCCGUAUGCCGUGUUGCCGCACAACAAGGGCGAGUGCCAGAUCAUCCGUUGUACACACUACUUCGCUCAGAGUGAAAUAUUGUUGACUGGCGGCGAAAAGGGCGCCGUGACGUUGUGGGCGCCUGGUGAGUCACGACAAACUGUGACUCUGGACGACGACGACGAGGACGACGACGAGAGGGCCAUUGAGAAACAUCUCUCUCUCAUCUCUCUAAUUCUUAAUGGUAUCAUUCCUAUCUUGGCAGCCAACUUGACAGGGGGCAGAAUGAUUGUCUGA
This is a messenger RNA of Notodromas monacha, 2865 nucleotides long. The record is from the annotation of a GenBank genome assembly. Lineage: Eukaryota; Metazoa; Arthropoda; Ostracoda; Podocopida; Cyprididae.